Molecule: messenger RNA, 2382 nt
Organism: Trypanosoma brucei brucei TREU927
Lineage: Eukaryota; Euglenozoa; Kinetoplastea; Trypanosomatida; Trypanosomatidae
Exons: 1
Coding region: 1-2382 (793 amino acids)
Source: RefSeq, a predicted model, not a curated record
AUGCCCUUCAGCAAAGCAUGGCGGAGUGCCGUUUAUCCUGAUUUUAGGGAGCAGGGCGCGUAUAUUAACUACAAGGCAACGAAAGAUACUUUGCAUCGCAUGAAGGAAGAUAUCGCGAACCCUGCAACGCCAGAUGAAUUGUACAAUUCGCUGCUCAUGCAAAAGGCAACUGUGUAUAAGUGGUGUGAAAACAAGGUGAAGGAAUUGCAAAUGAUGGCAGAAGCCCUCAUGAAGGCAUCGGAUUACCUCUCAGAAGAAGAGACACCUACUAAUAUGAGUAUGGUAUUCAGUAUGGUGGGGAGUAGUGAAGCGAAGUAUCUUCCACCCAGUGAUGCGAGGCGCGUGGCAGAUGCAAUCACGUAUGAACUACUGCGUUUUGUUGAAUGCCGUAAUCUGAACACAGACACAAUUGAGCACAUUAUUGCGCGUAUGUAUCGCUACGCCGUGCUCGGACCCACCGGCGAUCGGUGGAAGAAUAUUAACAAGGAAUAUGACUAUCAUGCGCUCUCCAUUGACGAGAUAUUUUUUAUGCUCUCAAAGGUGUACGAGCACGUAAAUGAGGUAGAGAGCAUGCGGCGUGACGGUCGGUCAAGCAUACCUUGUGGUACCGUUGGUUCUCAGGUGUUUGAUCGUCGCUCUGUGAAGUACUGGGUUCACAUGCAGGACCUACCAUUUGUCAUUGCCCGGAUUAUUCCGCAUCUUCCUCUCAGUACCUUUCAAGACACCUACGCUAUGAGUAAGGAGCGUGGUGUCCCGUUUACUUUGGGCUCCCCAAUUAGCAGCGUGUAUUAUGACAAUGACAAGUUCCUUCUUUAUCAUCGCCGUCUUGAACGACUUGACGGCGCUACACUCAUACGCAUGCGAUGGUACGGCCGUCCUCUCGAUAGUGAUUGGAACAAGUUGGAGUCAAAGGACAGCGUUUUCAUGGAGAUAAAAGUGCACCACGAGGCAUGGAGUGGGGAGCGCAGCAACAAACGACGUUUUGCCUUAAAGGAGAAGGACGUGGAUGCAUAUAUUCGCGGUGAUUUAAGCUUAAAGCCAGCACUAGAGAAGCUGCGCUCGAAGAACGCAUCCGAGGCAGAACAAGAGAAGUUUAUGUCGCUUGCUACGGAGAUCCUCACGAAGAUACACGCUUAUGACCUCAAACCAGUGCUGCGGACGCAGUGCCAGCGUGCAGCCUUUCAGUGUGGACUCGACCAGUCUAUUCGCAUUAGUAUUGACACGGAUCUGAGGGUCGUCGCAGAGGAUUUCGGUCUGAGUCACCAUUGGCGUUACAAUGGUGCGGAUGCCCCUCUUUCACACUUCCCCUAUGCUGUUGUGGAAGUGAAGCUUCAAUGUGCAGAAAACGAGCGUAUCGCCCCGUGGAUUGAAGAACUGAUGAACUGUCGCUACAUGGAGAGUGUGCCCAAGUUUAGCAAGUACGCACACGGCAUUGCUACGCUUUAUGGUCACACGCCAUUUAUCAAGAUGGUUCCCUACUGGAUGCCCCAGCUUGAUAUUGACAUUCGCGCUUCCACAAAACCUGAAUACAACCAGUGGGAUCCUACCAUUGGAAUCGCAUCUGGUUGCUGGGAGCGCACUACAGAUCGGGUUAUAUUUGGAACAGGUCACGCCCAAACCCAGACAGUUGGUGCUUCGGAGGCACGGUUCCUUCCGCGUACCGAUUGUUUGCGCACAUAUCAAAGGGUGCUGAAAGCCAUCAAGCGUGGUGCGCAUAUGAACAGCGUCGCACCAACGAUGUCACCCACUGAUAGGCCGCCUUCAGACGAAAAGAAACUGACAGAGCAGCAAGAGCUUGCACCUGUUGUGCAAUAUGAUACAGACAGGCGGCACAAGGCCUAUACGGCAUUCCACCUGUAUCCUUACUGUGAAGACGGUGUAGAGUCGCUAUGCUUUACGUCGACAGGUGGAAAACACGUUGCGGCGGAAGUGUUUUCUGGGCUUAUUCCGUGGCAGACAGGUAAGCGCAUCCGUGUUCCCCAAAAAUAUGAUCCAAAAACCUUAUUAACAUCUGAGCGCUUCAUGGUAAAGUGGGCCGAACAGGCGACGCGCGUAGGAGUUGUUGGUCUUGCUGUCAUCCGUUUCGGAAAUAGUAUGAGUCUGCCGAAUGACAUGGUUGCGGUGCACUCAUUCUGGCGUGCAAACUUUCACAUCGUGUUGGGUUCUUUGAUGGUUGUGGUCGCGGAGUGCGUUUUGGUGUACGCGUACGUUACAUUUAAGAGUCGAUCACGUCGAGUCUACGCGCGAAGGAAGAUCCGUUACGACGAUCGGCGUGGCCCUGUAGCGUUAACAUUUGUGAUAUUAGCCGUUAUUCUUAUAACUGUUAUGAUGCACGUUAUGGUCCGGUACGGGCCUAUGCUCACCGGAAGCGACACCUUCUGA